AAAAAAACUUGCGGCAGGAACUUCCUACCAAGGGCAAGCAAAACAAGCGAGCUGGAGGCAGGGAGAGACCCAAAAUGUCUCAAUAACUCUAAAAACACACCAAAACACUCCUUCAGGCGAUGAGGAUGGCAUGCCGCUAUAAAUUCAUUGUUCCACCUCCUCGCAUCUUCACAGCGCUCGCGCUGCUCUCGGCGCUCGCAGCGGCGGACUGGGGAUGACCGCGGGUAGGAGGACGCCGCCGCCGCCGGAGGGACACGGACGGACGCACCGGUUCCUCGGCUCGCCGCAGGCCACCCCCUGCGUUUUUGGUUUAAUUUUUAUGGCCUUUUCCCGACUCUUUCUGCUUUUCUUCCUGCUUCCAGCAGAGCCGAGGAAAUCCACAAAAUAAGGAAGGAAGGAAGGAAGGGGGCUGCAGAGCCUGGAACCUCCGCAGCCGGCGGGUCCCCGAGCGCCAUGGGGACCGGAGGCGGUGCGCGCUAGCUGCCGGCUGGGUGCGCGGGUUCUCCGCUACUUUUCUCGGUGCGGCGACUGCGCCUGCAUUUCCCUUUUCUCCUUCUCCUGUAUUUGCUGAAUCUCCACCACCUGGCGUUUGUCACUCUUUAUUUUUACCCCCUCUUUCUUUUUUCUUUUCUUUUUUUCUUUUUUUCCAUUUCCUCUCUUCCCAGACCACAAAUCCAAACAUUUUCCAAACCAACAAAGAAAAGUUCGCACGCCGGCGUCGCGGCCGGGACAGGCUGGCGCGGCUGCGGGUCCCCCUCCCGCUCCCUCUGACACUUGACUCAGCCCGCGAGCCGGAGUGUGGAUGCCCCCUCCCCCGCCCCGGAACUUCCCCAGCGAAUAACAAACACCCAUAAAGUCCCGGCGGCGCGGCCCCUCCCCGCGGGCAGCGCACUAUGCUGCUCGGGUGGGCGUCCUUGCUGCUGUGCGCGUUCCGCCUGCCCCAGGCCGCGGCCAGCGCCGCCGCGGCACCUGCCCAGGAUAAAGCCGGGCAGCCUCGGGCUGCUGCAGCGGCCCCCCAGCACCGCCGGAGGCAGGGGGAGCACGCGCCGCUGCGGGUCGAGCCUCCGGGCCACCCGCACGCCCUGGCCCCGCAGCGCAGGGGCCGGGGGCUCCUGCAGAGCAUCGACCGGCUCUAUUCUGGUGGCGGCAAGGUGGGCUACCUGGUCUACGCGGGCGGCCGAAGAUUCCUCUUAGACUUGGAGAGGGACGGUUCGGUGGGCGCAGCUGGCCUCUUUCCCGCAGGAGGAGGGCUGAGCGCGCCCCGGCGUCACCGCAGCCACUGCUUCUACCGGGGCACGGUGGACGGCAGCCCUCGUUCCCUGGCGGUCUUUGACCUCUGCGGGGGUCUCCGUGGCUUCUUCGCGGUCAAGCACGCGCGCUACACCGUAAAGCCGCUGCUGCGCGGGCCGUGGGCGGAGGCAGACACCCCGCGCGUGUACGGGGAUGAGUCUGCGCGGAUUCCGCACGUCUACACCCGCGAGGGCUUCAGUUUCGAGGCCCUGCCACCACGCGCCAGCUGCGAGACCCCCGCGUCCCAGCCCGGGCCUCACGAGCGCCCCCCUGCGCACAACAGUCCAGGGCGACACUCGACGGUGGACCCGCAGCUCCCAGAGCUGUCAGCUCUUUCUCCUGCUGGGGACCCGGGACAGCAGAUUUGGUGGCGGCGGCGACGCCGCUCCAUCUCGCGGGCGCGCCAGGUGGAGCUGCUACUGGUGGCCGAUGGGUCCAUGGCGAAAAUGUACGGCCGAGGCCUGCAGCAUUACCUGCUGACCCUGGCUUCCAUUGCCAACCGACUGUACAGCCACGCCAGCAUCGAGAACCACAUCCGCCUGGCGGUGGUGAAGGUGGUGGUGUUGGGAGACAAGGACAAGAGCCUGGAGGUGAGCAAGAACGCUGCUACCACGCUCAAGAACUUUUGCAAAUGGCAGCACCAGCACAACCAGCUGGGAGAUGACCAUGAGGAACACUACGAUGCUGCCAUCCUGUUCACUAGAGAGGAUUUAUGUGGGCAUCAUUCAUGUGACACCCUGGGAAUGGCAGACGUUGGGACCAUAUGUUCUCCGGAGCGCAGCUGUGCGGUGAUUGAGGAUGAUGGUCUCCACGCAGCUUUCACUGUGGCUCACGAAAUUGGGCAUCUACUUGGCCUCUCUCAUGAUGAUUCCAAAUUCUGUGAGGAGAAUUUUGGUUUGACGGAAGAUAAGCGCUUAAUGUCUUCCAUCUUAACCAGCAUUGAUGCUUCAAAACCUUGGUCGAAAUGCACCUCAGCCACUAUGACCGAAUUCCUGGACGAUGGCCAUGGUAACUGUUUGCUAGACGUGCCGCGGAAGCAGAUCCCAAGCCCAGAGGAGCUGCCGGGACAGACCUAUGAUGCCACGCAGCAGUGCAACCUGACCUUCGGGCCUGAAUACUCUGUGUGUCCCGGCAUGGAUGUGUGCGCCCGGCUGUGGUGUGCCGUGGUGCGCCAGGGCCAGAUGGUGUGUCUGACCAAGAAGCUGCCAGCCGUGGAAGGGACGCCCUGCGGGAAGGGGAGAAUCUGCCUGCAGGGCAAGUGCGUGGACAAAACCAAGAAGAAAUACUACUCAACAUCAAGUCACGGGAACUGGGGUUCUUGGGGGCCCUGGGGCCAGUGCUCUCGCUCAUGUGGGGGUGGCGUACAGUUUGCCUACCGCCACUGCAAUAACCCUGCACCCAGAAACAGUGGCCGCUACUGCACGGGGAAGAGGGCCAUCUACCGAUCCUGCAGUGUCACGCCCUGCCCACCAAAUGGUAAAUCUUUUCGUCAUGAGCAGUGUGAGGCUAAAAAUGGCUAUCAGUCUGAUGCAAAAGGAGUCAAAACGUUCGUGGAGUGGGUUCCCAAGUAUGCUGGAGUCCUGCCGGGUGAUGUGUGCAAACUGACCUGCAGAGCCAAGGGUACAGGCUACUAUGUGGUCUUUUCUCCAAAGGUGACCGAUGGGACCGAAUGCAGACCAUACAGUAAUUCUGUCUGUGUGAGAGGGAAAUGUGUGCGCACUGGCUGUGAUGGAAUCAUUGGAUCAAAGCUGCAAUAUGACAAAUGUGGAGUAUGUGGCGGGGACAACUCCAGUUGUACAAAGGUUAUUGGAACCUUCAAUAAAAAAAGUAAGGGUUACACUGAUGUUGUAAGGAUCCCUGAAGGGGCAACGCACAUAAAAGUCCGGCAGUUCAAAGCCAAAGACCAGACUAGAUUCACUGCCUACUUAGCCUUGAAAAAGAAAAACGGUGAGUAUCUUAUCAAUGGGAAGUACAUGAUCUCCACGUCCGAGACCAUCAUCGACAUCAAUGGCACAGUCAUGAACUACAGCGGCUGGAGCCACCGGGAUGACUUCUUGCAUGGCAUGGGCUACGCGGCCACAAAAGAAAUUCUGAUUGUGCAGAUUCUCGCUACAGAUCCGACUAAGGCAUUAGAUGUCCGCUACAGUUUUUUUGUUCCCAAGAAGUCCACUCCAGCAGUAAACUCUGUCACUAACCACGCCAGCAAUAAAGUGGGACUGCACACCCCACAGCUACAGUGGGUGACAGGCCCGUGGCUCGCCUGUUCAAGGACCUGUGACACAGGCUGGCACACAAGGACGGUGCAGUGCCAGGAUGGAAACCGGAAGCUGGCAAAGGGUUGUCUUCUCUCCCAGAGGCCUUCUGCAUUUAAACAGUGCUUGCUGAAGAAAUGUUAGCCCGCGACUAUGCUCUUAUGCACAAAGAUACCUGGAGGAUGUGUCACGGAUACAGUUGUGAUGAACAAGAGGUCUACUCCAUGCACAGAAAGUCACGUUGCAGCGUCAUUGUCACCAAGAGUCAAAUUAUGGGCAGAAUCUGCUCUCUGUGACCAAAAGAAGUUGUGUGCACUGCUUGAUGUGACAAUGGUGACCUUGAAAUAUAGAAAAACUUGGGAGUUAUUUAACAUCCCCUGGGCCUGCAAGAACAAAAAGUACAGACAUAAAAUAUUAAUGAAUGUAGAAUCAGGGGACAUUUGAAGGUAGCAGAACAAUCUCCCCUUUGUCACCUACCUCUUAUAGAAUGUCUUCAAAGGCAUUAUCAUCAGUUUCACCCAUGAUACACGGUAGUUUAUUUUUACUGUUUGUAAGUGCAUUUUCCCUUGGUAUGUCACUUUAUAUCACUUGGUUCUAUUUAUAUUUGUGUGUGUGUGUGUGUGUGUGUGUGUUUCUAUCAAAAAGUGUUUGACCAAAGUAGGUCUACAGCUAUUUCAACUCCCAGUUUCCAGAAAGAGCUGUGGAUAUUUUACUGGAAAUUAAGAACUUGCUGCUGUUUUAGUAAGAUUUAGUAUAUUUUCUGACUACAAGAGACAAAAUCUAUUCAAAAAGCAUUUUAACAGCAAGCAUUUUCUGAGAAAUUCUGAAAAGAAAAAACAACUCUCAGUGUAUUUAGUCAUUUAAAUGUAUACCUGGGUCCAUCUACCUAAUCCUGUGCUGCUUGUAUUUUUUUUUUCCAGGCAGCCAGCCAGAUUAACAUACCAAUAGAAUGUAGAAAUAGUGUUUGUUUGUCUCUCUCUGUGUGUGUGUGUGUGUGUGUGUGUGUGUGUGUGUGUGAACAGUAUUCAAGAGUAAAAAUUAAUUUCCUUGUGUUGAAAUUUUAAAGAAAAAAAUAUAUGUCACCAUGUUUUCAAUUUGUAUUUUCACCACUGCUUGCUCUUUCCAUGGCUCUGAACUGCGAUCUUACAAUGUGUAAUAUACAUACAGAACACACAGCACAGAGAUUUCUGUUACAUCCAACACCUUCAACAUUGGUAUACCUCUUACCAGCAAGCCUUUAAAAUGUUUGUUUUUGCUUGUUUGUCUGUUUCAUUUAAGGUUCUGAAAAUCUACAGUGUUUUGUACUUCUUUUUUGGCUUGGUUUAAUAUGAAAGGUCACUUGGUAAUAAGCCACAUCUAGAAGAGGUAAUUAUCAUUAAUGUAGUUAAUAUUUUUUAAAAAGUGGUUAACAUUAGUAAGCUGUUUCCACACCACAGGCAAUAAUUUCUUAAUUUUAAUAUAAGGAAUUCCUGCUGUAUGAAAGAUUUUCCCACUUGAAAAGUGUUAGACUCUACCAGUACAUGAGUGAGCGAUAAAAAUGUUAUGAUUUUCAGGAAGUCUAUUGCAUUUAUUUACAUAUCUUAUCUAGAUAGGAUAUAUAAUGUUGAAGAAUCAGGCAUUGAAAAUGUUUUAUAAUCACAUGCAUGAAAAUUUAUUUUUAGAUUGUAAACUGCAUUAUCCACAUGCCCGUAAUUCAGAAAAUCAAAGAUGUUCAGGCUAUAAGGAUUUAUUUUUCUUUGUGACAUAGUAAAAAGCCAGUCAUUUUAUAUAAAAUUUUAUAAACCAUACCAAAUGUGCCUAUUGUUAAAGAUAUAAAUAUAAGAAUUUUAGGGAAUCAUUGAUUGGGUUCCAUUAAACUUAAGAGAAUUUAUUUUUAGUAUAAGCUAUUUUUAUUAUAAAAGAAUUAUGUAAUUGGUAUCACUAUAUCACAUUAAUUCAUUCAUUUCAGGGGCCAUGAAAACAUAUUUUUCUGAUUUUAAAUAUUUUCUUAAGAAAUUAUUUUUUAAGAGAGAUAACUGUCUUAUAAAACCACUAAUCGUUUUUUGGGUUUGCAUAGAAUGGUUUUGCUUCAGAUGUAGUAAUUUUAUCUUAAGGAGCUAUCAUUUCAAGAAUUGAACCUGCACAAGACCAGUAACCUAGAUUUGAUGGAGACCACCAGAUAACAAGGCCAAGGACAGGGAACAAAAUAGUCAGUUUGCUCAAGAAAAAAAAAAUUCUUUUAAAUUCACACUGACAUUUGACUGUGAGAAUGAAAUUAAUGCAAAGUUCAAUAUUACUUUAUCCAGUUUUGAAAUUAUUUUAAUCAAGUAUUCAAAUGUGACAAAAUUCAUUUUCAUCUUUCAUGAUUAUAUUUCCAGCAACAUUAAAACUUAUUGAAGAGUAAACAUGGUUGUUUCCUACUCUACUUUACCAUAUUAUAUUCAUAGUUUUAUAAUAGUAUUAUCAAUGAUUCACUGUUUCCCAAAUUCAUGAAGUUCUAUACUCCUCACUGAAACAAUCCUAGAACAUUUAGAAUAAAUUAGUCACUACUCAGGUUUUUUAAGUUUUUAAGUUUUAAGUCUCCUCUUUUUAUUUUUUAAACAAGUUUCACUGCAUUGACUGAGGAAUGUAUGUCUCAACUCCUGAGAAAAUUUGAAUAAACUGAAAACUGAAAUUCAGAGAAAUUGAAUGUUUAGUAGCUAAAAAAAAAUAAUGGUGAUGAGCAAAAGAAAACUGCUGUAGGACUAUGAUUCAGUCAAGUCUGAUUUAAUACUGUCUUUCACAUUUCUGUAUCCGCAUUUUGAAUUUAAAAAAAAAAAAAGUUCUAGGAUUCACGAUGUUGAAAAGAGAAAAAGAAGUUUGUUUAAAAUGCUCAGGUUUGUAAGAAUUUAAUCUCAUUUGCAUAAGUUAGCAUUCCAUAUCAAGUUUUUUUGAGUCUCAAGGGAGCCCAGAAGAAAGUAUCAGUUAUCUCUUCUAGAAUAGAAAAGGUUAAAUUAAGCCCUGCCUUGUGGGUCAGAAGUAUAAGAACAUUGUUGCAAUUUAUUUAACAAAUUCAAUUUCCUUUGCCUUCCUGUGGAAACAGUUUUAUCCCAUUAAACUAAGAAUUAAGGGAUGAAUCACAAACAAAAAAAGUUGCAGCACUGAAGAAUAAGUAAUUUAUUGUUUUUGCAACUUGUAUGUGAAUUUGUGUGACAAAAUUAUUUAUUCUUAUUUAACAAAAUAUGUGCAAAUUCUUCUAUAUUUAAAGCGUUCUCUUAUUGUCCUACUUUAUAAUUUAUGCUUCAUGUUUGUGUAUAAAGUACAGUUUUGUGUGUUUACAUAAUAUACAGCACUGGUUGCUUUUGAAUUUUUUAUACUGAAAGCUUUCUGUGCAAAUCAAGUGUAUGUAUAUAUUCUUAUAUUCCCAUGUUUCCUUCUUCUGAUACUAUCAUUCUUCUUUCCAAGGAAAUUUUAAAUUUAAUCUUUCCUGAUCAGUAGUGUUCAUUACCUGUAGCCACAUUAAUAGGUCUUUUAUAUGUCAUUAACACUAAUGUUUUCUAGUCACAGAUAAGAAAAAAAUGCUGAUUGAAUCAAACAAGAUGCAAGCUGUAAAUGUGAGCAUACAGAUAGCCUAGAACCGAGGCGGUGAAUCUAUGGCCCGCGUGCCACAGCAGGCUCUUUGCAUCACUGAAAGUUCUCAAAAGUUCAUCAUCCCUGAACUAGAAGCUUUCCAUAGAAGCUAAGACACAUUAAAGAAACAGGUUCAUUCACAUGAGGGAUACACACAAAGCCCUGUUGAUGUGCCAUCUGACGGUCCUUUAGCACACAACUUUUGAGCGGUAAGGAUAGCAAUGAAAGCAAAGCUGGUCUUUUGCAGUGUGAGAAGCACUGCCUGAAAUUGGUAUCAUUUAGUCUGUAGUGUCUAUAGCAUUCUGUAGAUGAGCACCAAAACAUUGGAUUUCUGUGAUUUAGGUGCCAGUGAUUUUAAACAUUAAUCACAUGAAAUAUUAUUAUUUUAUAAUUCUACGUCAUCGAAAGCUACAAUUAUCUUGGGGAGAGGCAGCAGCAAGACUCUGAAAACACUACCUUGCCUCUGACAGAUUCCCUAGUAAGGCAAAGCAUCCUUGGACUUACAGCCCAAUCCGUGGGCUCUAUCUCUGCUUCUGCUUCCCUCCCUGACUCUUGGCUAACUGUGGCAGUUGAACAGUUGAGGUGAUGACAGCAGUCAGAUUGAGAAGUUUGGGACUUGUCCUAUGGCUUUGUAAAAUAAGGUUGAAUUUAAUAGGCCCAAAUCUUGCUAGUAAUCUAGGUCUGAAUGUGAAAUUUCAUUGGCCAAAUGGGUGGAUAUUAGUAAAUCCUUGCAAUUAAAUUUGAGUCCAAAUACCUUAUUUUCAUACAGUUCAAAGCUAUGAAUAAAUAAAAUAACCAUGAGUAUAGAAGUACAUAUAAGAAACAAGUUCUAGAUGUUUUGUCAUUUAGACUCAAAGAAAAGGAAUUUAUGUUUUCCUAUUAUUUUUCUCAUUUGCCAACAACCUAUAGUUUUAUAUUAUCAGUGGGAGAUCAACUGACCUGACUACUCUGCUGAAAUAUUUUCCUAACACCCAUCUGCUAGUCUGAAUUAGAAAAUAACUUUUUAGGUUAUAUCAUUAUGAAACACAUCAGUCUACAGUGCAUAAUUAAAGUAGGAGAAAAUUACAGUUCAAUUAAAGUAGGAGAAAAUAGUGGAAUGUGGAACCAGGUAUUAGCCAAAAGAAUAGGAAUACAAGAUGGUCACAUCAGCAAAGCACUCAUCUAGUAAAUGCGUGGUGACAUAGCAUAACUCUACUGCAGGUUUUGUGGGGAAGCUGAAGGGCUAUGUGGUUAAAACUUGUUUGUUUUGAGCACAGAACUUUGGCAUGUCCAGUAGCUAUCCCAGUGAACCGCACCUUACUCACUUCCUAGCACUUUAGCAUAACUUUGCUGUCUCUAAUCCUUAUCUUGCGGCUCCACUAACAAGUCCUUAUGGACUGCAUAGGUCUAACAAAAAGAUAAACAGUGGUCCAUCUUUCUAUAAUGUAUUGCCACAUCAGUGAUCCAAAAUCCAAUAGUGUAAGUAAAACUGUCAUUUAUCAAUAAAAUGGGGCAGUUUUUUCAUUUUUCUCUGGCAUAUCCAAUGAAGAACUGUUACUGAGGUGCUAAUGUCUUCCAUGGUCAACUGUUGAAUAUAAUAUUUCUACUUUUAUUUUUAUGGGAUCUUACAAUUUGCAAGAAAGACCUCUGAGGUUUUGCGAAGCCUCAGCAUAAUUCCAUACUCAAAGUUCAGGAAGUAAAUAUAACCAAUGAUCAUUCCAACCAACAGUAUGUGACAUAGACUACAAGAACAUCUGAAGCUAUUUAAGUUGUCAUCAAAACUCGAAGUCUGUCCAGUCAAAAUCAUAUUUAAAUGAGUCCCAUUUCAGAAUUUUUAAACCAUCAAUGUUACAUUCAAACUUUGAUAUAUUCACCCUAAUUUGUGUUAACUUUGUGAUAUUUUAUGCUUUUGGUAAACAGUGACUAUAUCUCAACUUUUUCUUUAGCAAUUCACCUUGUAUUAGAAACACAUUUUCUACACUAAGAAUGUCCAUAUUUAGAAGUCCAUAUUGUGUAACUGCAAGUAGACUUUUGAUUACAAACUAUAUACUCUUAAUAAUAUUUUUCCAUCGUACAUUCAGGCAUGACAUAAAUAUUUUUGGUUUAUCUUGCUGCGAUUCAAAUUGCCAAAUAUUCCUUAUGUUUUAGUCUUGACCUGUUAGUGGAGACCACCCACAUAAAUGGACACUGCAGAUAAACAGAUUACAGAAAUGUGUUCCAGCUAACAAUAGCAGUGGCACAAAUCAUUUGAUUUGAGUAAAGACAAGUAAUAAAUCUAAGUAGAUAUGGUUGAGAUUCUUAAGUGUUGAAAUAUGCUUUCAUUGUUAGGGAAAAAUAAUGAAGAUUUAAAUGUACAUAAGAUAUAAAAUUGUAAGCUGCUUAUUAUCCUCAGUUUUCCAGAAGUGAUCACAUAUGAUGCAGUAGAAGAGACCAAAAGUCUUAGAAAAACCAAAAUGGGUUUUGUUUAAAUGUUUCUUUAGCUAUGGCAACUGUCAGAUCUAAAUCAACUACUUCUAGCAUUGCUUUAUCUUGUAGCCUGCAUUCCACAACAGCUCUGUUAUUCAUAAACCACUCGAACUGAGCCGUUUGGAACCUGUCUCUUCUGUAAUAUUUUUCAUUAAGGAGCAAUAUCUUAUUUUGUAAAGUAUUUUCCUGUGUGUGACUUAAAACUGUAAAACUAAAUGUUGGUUUUGUGGUUUCAGUGGACACAAUAAAUACAGAUUGUAAACUA
This is a messenger RNA of Cavia porcellus (domestic guinea pig), 9840 nucleotides long. RefSeq names its product ADAM metallopeptidase with thrombospondin type 1 motif 5 (gene Adamts5). Gene Ontology annotation, molecular function: zinc ion binding; metalloendopeptidase activity. The transcript has 9 exons. Gene Ontology annotation, biological process: proteolysis; extracellular matrix organization. The record is from RefSeq and is a predicted model, not a curated record. Lineage: Eukaryota; Metazoa; Chordata; Mammalia; Rodentia; Caviidae. Bases 894 to 3686 code for a protein of 930 amino acids.